Drosophila takahashii is the source of this 421-nucleotide messenger RNA. Its product is annotated as tRNA (guanine(37)-N1)-methyltransferase. Gene Ontology annotation, biological process: tRNA N1-guanine methylation; mitochondrial tRNA methylation. The record is from RefSeq and is a predicted model, not a curated record. NCBI's taxonomy places the organism in Eukaryota, Metazoa, Arthropoda, Insecta, Diptera, Drosophilidae. Gene Ontology annotation, molecular function: tRNA (guanine(37)-N1)-methyltransferase activity. Gene Ontology annotation, cellular component: mitochondrial matrix; cytoplasm.
AAGUUAUCGAUAUUUCUCCGACUCUGGUUUUUUGCGUUUGUUUGGCUUUUUCACCUGAAUCUUAGCCUUAUCCGGAAUAUUAGAGAUGGGUCGCAACAAGGCAAACAACAAAAAGGUGACUCCUGGAGCCGCCAAGCCAAAGACUACGCUAAACAAGUCCAAGAAGGCCAAGAAUGUGUUCAAAGUGGGCGAUGGUAACAAGGGCAAGGGCAAGAAGCCCAAGGAGGUGCAGGGCAAGCUCAAGCAGAUCAAGGAAUCUGUGAAGGCAAAGCAGGAGAAGGUGGACGCCAGCCUGAAGACUCUGCACAAGGAUCUGGUGGUGAAGAAGCCAAAGGCCCCAGUGGCGCCCAUCAAGAACAACAAGAAGAAGGGGGCCAAUGCCCAGAAAGUCUCCGACACUCUGGGCAAACUUAAGUUCUAA